Molecule: messenger RNA, 4946 nt
Organism: Athalia rosae (coleseed sawfly)
Lineage: Eukaryota; Metazoa; Arthropoda; Insecta; Hymenoptera; Athaliidae
Gene: fliI
Product: protein flightless-1
Exons: 21
Coding region: 342-4160 (1272 amino acids)
Biological process (GO): actin filament severing; barbed-end actin filament capping; myofibril assembly
Cellular component (GO): actin cytoskeleton; cytoplasm; nucleus
Molecular function (GO): phosphatidylinositol-4,5-bisphosphate binding; actin filament binding
Source: RefSeq, a predicted model, not a curated record
GUUGACGUCAUCCUAAUUUGCUUAUCGGCGAUUUAUGGCUCCUGCAUUUUAUUGUUUUUCAUUUUUUUACUGACGUUGAGUGCGAGCAAAACAUCGAAUGGAUUACGGUUAAAAACUGAUGAAAGUUGCACGACGGAUAAAUCUAAUGAUUCUGUUUGAGGAGACAGGCCCAUUAUCGCUGCGUGCAACUUAACCUUUUUAAUGGUACUUCGAUUAGCAAAUAGUACUUCCUAGCUAGAUCACGUUUGAAAGGGUGUGGUAUGAUCAACGAAACUAAACAUUUAGCUGUGGAUACCUUGAAAGAAAUCUAACUGAAACUAAGUGAAUACCAUCCAUCGACAAUGGCAAACACAGGUGUUUUACCUUUUGUUCGUGGAGUCGAUUUCAGCAGCAAUGAUUUCAGCGAGGGAAAAUUUCCACCAUCUGUACGCUUGAUGACUGGAAUACAAUGGCUCAAAUUAGACAAGACUAAUUUGUCAGAGAUACCUGAAGAGAUGGGAAAGUUAUUGAAAUUGGAACAUCUUUCUUUAGUGAAAAAUAAAUUGGAGCGUUUAUAUGGCGAGUUGACUGAAUUAGGUUGCCUAAGAACAUUGAACAUUCGGCAUAACAAUAUCAAGAGUAGUGGCAUUCCGACAGAAUUGUUUCACUUGGAGGAAUUGACUACUCUCGAUCUUAGUCACAAUAAUCUGAAGGAAGUGCCGGAAGGCUUGGAGAAAGCAAAAUCUCUCCUCAAUCUAAACCUCAGUUAUAAUCACAUUGAAACGAUUCCGAACACGUUAUUCAUCCACUUAACAGACCUGCUGUUUCUGGAUCUCAGUCACAACCAACUAGAAACUUUACCACCUCAAACUCGUCGGCUGGCAAAUUUACAGACUCUGAAUCUCAACCACAAUCCAUUGGGACAUUUUCAACUAAGACAACUACCAUCUUUAAUGAAUUUGACUACACUGCAAAUGCGAGACACUCAGCGUACAUUGAGUAACAUUCCCUCGAGCCUGGAGAGUCUGACAAAUCUACAGGAACUUGAUCUAUCGCAAAACGAACUGCCGCGAGUACCAGAUGCCUUAUAUUCACUUCCAAACUUACGUCGCCUCAAUCUUAGCGACAAUCAAAUCACCGAACUCUCAACAGCUAUUGAUUUCUGGCAGAAACUGGAGACCUUGAACCUCUGCAGAAAUAAAUUAACAACAUUGCCUAGUUCUUUGUGCAAAAUCAAUACAUUACGAAGGCUUUACCUGAAUGAUAAUGAAUUAGACUUUGAAGGAAUUCCUUCAGGAAUAGGAAAAUUAUCCUCCUUGCAAGUUUUCUCAGCAGCAAACAAUCAUCUGGAAAUGAUACCCGAGGGCUUAUGCAGAUGUGGAUCUCUGAAGCAAUUGAUCUUGACGUCUAAUCGACUAAUAACGGUUCCUGAUGCGAUUCAUUUACUUACUGAUUUAGAUCAGCUUGAUCUACGAGAUAAUCCUAAUUUAGUCAUGCCCCCAAAACCGAUGGAAGUACAGAGAGGAUCAGGGAUAGAAUUUUACAACAUCGACUUUUCACUGCAGCAUCAAUUACGUCUUGCUGGAGCAAAUAUACCAGCCCCAGUUCAGACAGCUAAUAGUAGUAAAGAUCCUAUAGCUCGGAAAAUGCGUUUAAGACGGAGGAGGGAUCAGGAAGAGGCUGACCAAGACCAAGCUAAAAUUUUAAAGGGGUUGAAAGAUAUUGCUAAAGAUAAAAAUAAGGAUAAAGGGUCGGAAGAUGCCAAGGUGGAAUCAUUGAAGCCAAAGAGAUGGGACGAAACGCUUGAAAAACCUCCACUGGAUUAUUCAGAAAUAUUUGAUGAUGAUGCGGGCCAGAUUCCUGGCUUAUCCAUCUGGGAAAUAGAAAACUUCCUUCCAAAUCAAAUAGAUGAAGUUGCCCACGGUAAAUUCUAUGAAGGAGAUUGUUACAUUGUGUUAAAAACAGGAGUUGACGAACAAGGCUCGCUAACAUGGUCAAUAUAUUUUUGGAUUGGAGAAAAAGCUACAUUAGACAAACGUGCCUGCGCUGCAAUUCACGCAGUGAACCUGCGCAAUUAUCUUGGUGCACAAUGUCGCACAAUAAGAGAGGAGCAAGGAGAUGAGUCGGACGAGUUUCUUCUACUUUUUGAUGCAGAAAUCACCUACAUAGAGGGAGGCCGAACGUCUUCCGGCUUUUACACCAUUGAAGACCCGCCAGCCAUUACCAGGGUUUAUCGAGUCCACGCUGCUGGUGCGUCGAUCCACUUAGAAGCAGUUCCCGUAGGCGUCGAAUCCUUGGAUCCAAGAUUCGUGUUUGUUUUGGACAAAGGAACUAAAAUAUUUAUGUGGUAUGGUAUCAAAGCAAAGAACACACUAAAGUCCAAGGCGAGACUUUUGGCCGAAAAAAUUAAUAAAAAUGAACGGAAGAACAAAGCGGAUAUUAUCACUGAGAUUAUGGGCUCUGAAUCGGAGGAAUUUUGGAAAUCUCUCGAUGAAACUAACAUACGUUCUAUCGAAAACGUGAAUAUACAGGAACAUGUUGAUCCAGACUUCACACCUGUCACGCCACGUUUGUAUCAAGUAAGACUUGGUAUGGGAUAUUUGGAACUGCCACAAGUUGAAGUUCCACAUAGAAAGUUAGUCAAUACUUUACUCAACAAUCGCAAUGUGUAUAUUUUAGACUGUUAUUUGGACGUGUUCGUUUGGUUUGGUAAGAAAUCGACCAGACUUGUUCGUGCGGCUGCUGUCAAACUGUCUCAAGAAUUAUUUAAUAUGAUCGACCGACCUGAAUAUGCAUUGGUUACAAGAUUGCAAGAAGGCACUGAAUCACAGAUAUUCAAGUCCAAAUUCACUGGUUGGGAUGAAGUAAUUGCAGUUGAUUUCACGAGAACAGCCGAAUCUGUGGCAAAGACUGGCGCGGAUCUUACCAAAUGGGCUAAGCAACAAGACACCAAAGCAGAUCUUGCUGCGCUGUUUAUGCCUCGCCAGCCACUUAUGUCUGCGGUAGAAGCUCAACAAUUGAUGGCGGAAUGGAACGAUGAUUUAGAAGCAAUGGAAGCCUUUGUUUUGGAGGGACGAAAAUUUGUACGUCUUCCAGAAGAAGAACUUGGUCACUUCUACAGUGGGGACUGUUAUGUAUUUUUAUGUCGAUAUUGGAUGGUGAGUGUUUUUUUUAAAUUUGACCAGUAUUUCUUGAAUCGGGCAACCAAAAAUCAUGAUUCUCUAAUCAACCAGUCCCAUAAUCUUCAGCCUUUAGAUAUAAAUGGAAGCGAGGAAGGUGAUGACCAGUGUGAAGAUGAUUUUCAGUGUGUAGUAUACUUUUGGCAAGGUAGAGAUGCGGGGAAUAUGGGUUGGCUCACCUUCACAUUCAGUUUGCAGAAGAAGUUCAAAUCUUUAUUCGGUGAAAAAUUGGAAGUUGUUAGAACUCAUCAACAACAAGAAAAUUUGAAAUUCAUGGCGCACUUCAAACGCAAAUUCAUUAUACGCCAUGGUAGGCGCAAACAACCAAAGUCACCAGCUAACAAUAAGGUUGAAUUCUACCAUCUCCGAAGUAAUGGCAGUGCCUUGUGUACAAGAUUGAUUCAAGUGAAUCCGGAUGCCAGUUUAUUGAAUUCUGCUUUUUGCUAUAUAUUAAAUGUGCCGUUCAAUAAUGACGACGAAACUGGUAUCGUUUACGUUUGGAUUGGAUCCAAAGCUGACAGCGAAGAAGCCAGACUUACAGAGGAGAUAGCCGAAGAGAUGUUCAAUAACCCGUGGAUAAGUCUGCAGGUACUAAACGAGGGUGAAGAGCCAGAUAACUUUUUCUGGGUUGGCAUUGGAGGAAAAAAACCAUAUGAUACCAAUGCGGACUACAUGAACUACACUAGACUAUUUCGCUGUUCAAAUGAAAAAGGAUAUUUCACAAUUAGUGAGAAAUGUACAGAUUUUUGUCAGGAUGAUUUGGCCGAUGACGACAUUAUGGUGCUAGAUAAUGGUGAGCAAGUAUUUUUAUGGCUCGGUGCUCGAUGUUCAGAAGUGGAAAUUAAACUUGCCUACAAAUCAGCGCAGGUUUAUUUACAACACCUACGUGUGAAGCAGCCGGAAACACCUAGGAAACUUUUUCUUACUGCAAAGGGCAAAGAGUCGCGUAGAUUCACAAAAUGCUUUCACGGUUGGGGAUUACAUAAACGUCCUCCAGAGUAACCCCUCAGAUAACACUAAUGCAUCAAAAUGCAGUGCUUCCACCUUAUAUUUUAUUCACUUCUACCAAUCGCUCAUUACUAUUUUACUUUUGUUUGACAUUCUAAUAUAGUAUGCAUACCAUUUCUGUAUGAUUGAUAUUUCAAAUUCGGGCUCUCUGAAGUUUUAACGAAAAUAUGUUAACAGUUACCCCAAGUAUUUUUCAAUUGUGAUCAAUCGGAUAUCAAUAUUAGAGCAUCGAUACCAACAGUAGUCUUCCACAUAUAUAGCGCUUUUUUAAGUAACUCCUGACACUGGAUUAUUAUUGUGUCGAUUUUCUUUUCAACACACACCACUUAUGCGGCUCUCUUCUCACAAUCUAGAUUUUGUCAGGCAAGUUUUUACAUAGUUAAGAUCGGAUUGUCUUGCUUUGCCCUUGUAUCAGGAUUCAUUACUGUGUUAUCAAACAUUUGUCCCGAAGAAUGUACAUAUUAGACAGCCAUGUAUCAAGAGCUAAUGAUGUAGUUUUUACAAAAGUACAUUUUUCUAUUGUGAUUAUUCAAAAGAUGAUGUGUUUGUUGCUUUUCUCGGUCCAUUAGCAAGGCCAGCAACACUUAUUCAGAUAGAAAAGACGAGACUUGCAAAAGAAAGAGACUACAGUAUAUCAUAUAUAUACAUAUUUAUUUGCCAUUUAUUAAUUUAAUAAACAUUGUGAUCAUUAUAUUGCAGGUAAUUGUAAUUUGUACAACUACUACUGUGCGUACUAAAACUUUGUCAUUUUUGUAAAUAAAUACCUAAAAAUAAACGCCA